Molecule: messenger RNA, 1202 nt
Organism: Triticum aestivum (bread wheat)
Lineage: Eukaryota; Viridiplantae; Streptophyta; Magnoliopsida; Poales; Poaceae
Exons: 3
Coding region: 326-799 (157 amino acids)
Source: RefSeq, a predicted model, not a curated record
UUGGAAAGCACGUCCUGGGCUGCUUCCGCUUUUGGUAGCGGAUUUCUGGAAUCGAAUUCUGCUGGGUUCGUCCUUUGGUUCAGAUUUUGCUGCGCGGCAGGGGAAUCCGUCGAUAAAAGCUGAACCAAACAGGGCCUUAAUGUGAAGCCCGUCCGUACAGGCCUCCUUAUUGGGUCAACAGAAUCGCAUACUUUGGUAUCUGUUGACUCUUGCGCUGACCAAAUUGCCCAAAUCAGUUCAGUUUUAUAAUCAGAAGAAAGCUGCAAUUGUUCAGAAGGUGGGGCAACUUCCUGGGUGCAGUAUUACUAUCCUGUUUACAGACCGCAUGAACAACCUGCUGCCUCAUGUUGAAUUUGCUGAUUUAGAUCCUGAUGACAAUGUGUGUGAGAAGGUGGUGUCUCUUUUCCCCUAUAUGGAUGGAAUUAGUAUGUUCAACGGACAUGUUGUGUUAAAUAAUUGCACUUCCAUGGGUAGGCAGGGAACUAUUCAGCCAGGAUCCGCAGACUUGUUCACGUUUACUUGCACAAACGCAGUCCUAUUUGACAUAGCAAGAAACGAUGAUGAAGCAAAAUUGGAAGCAGAACAUCUUCAAAAGAUUGCUGGCGCUGCUGUGUUCAACUUAAAGGGCGAGGUUGUUGGCAUACUAAGUUCGAAUGCUAGAGGUUAUGAUGUGAAACUGGCCAAGAAGUCAUCUUACUUUAAAGAGCACUUUGAUAAACUGGGAGGCAAACAAGUGAAGUGGCUGAAGGGGCAGGGGAAGCGCUCUAAUUCAGAGAUCCUGAGGGAGCCUAAUAUCUGAAGACGCUUGAUGCUUUUUGGGUAAUUCUCGUAGUUGUAUUUACAUCCUAAUUUUUUUUUGGUGACCACCGUGAUAGUCAUAAUACUCCUCCAUUCCUGGUUGGUGGUAGUGUUUGUGAGACAUGAUCAACUAGAUGGUGAGGUAUCUGUACCUAAGUAGCUAUGGAAAGAGCAACUAGUCGGCUAUAUCGUGGCCAGCGGUGACUUCCUCAGUAGCAGGAUCCAUACCCUAGAAUAGGGUGAUGAAGCAUGGGUGGAGGCAUUCAAAUGUCAAGCUUUCUGGAUAACAGCGACGAUCUGAACGAUUCACCUAUAUUGAGAAUUUUUGGUGCACAUAAAGGACCAUGGUGAUUUCUGUGGUUUUAAUUUUAGCAAGUGAGAUAACCUUGUCAAGCAAAUGAUAC